Molecule: messenger RNA, 1146 nt
Organism: Lactuca virosa
Lineage: Eukaryota; Viridiplantae; Streptophyta; Magnoliopsida; Asterales; Asteraceae
Source: the annotation of a GenBank genome assembly
UGAUAAUGAUACGAAGGAUGGGUUUCAUCAGAAAGUUUGGUGCAAGAAAGCAUGCAACUUUCCCAAUAAGCUGGUGAUGUUCCAGCAUCCACCGAAACUCAGAUGGCUACAAAUCUCCAACCCCUAGUCCCAUAUAUAACACACACUAUACACACUCUUCACUUCACUUCACUUCAACUUUAACUUCUUUUAAGUUAUUUACACUCAUUAUGGAAACCCCUAGAAUAAAAACUUCUCACAAGUAUGUGAAGAAUACUUCUUACAGCAGUGAUGCUGUUCGUUCACCAACAAGACCUGUGAAAUCUGACCCCUCUUCGCUUCCCAUCAAAACAAAAACUUCGGUUAUCACAACAAAGACAUCAAUAAAAGAAAAUAUGAAGCCUGAGUAUGUCAAGUUCCAAACACUAGCGAAAGAAAACACCAAAUCUAUGGAAGUCAAACUCCAAACGAAGGAAAGAGCAGUCAAACGUGCUUUCUUUAACUACUCGAUUGCAACCAAGCUCUAUCUUAUGGAGCAACAAAAGAGGCAAAUAGAGAAGAUACAGAAGAUGAUCGAGGAAGAAGAGGUUCGAAUGUUAAGAAAGGAGAUGAUCCCUCGAGCUCAGUUGAUGCCUCUAUUUGAUCGACCUUUCUUUCCACGAAGAUCUACAACUCCUACAAAAGCUGCGAAAAAGUCAACUUCUCAAGAAACGCAUAGAAACAGCUUCUCAUGUGCGCAAGAAUUCUACAAUUUCAGAGAAAACGAAGCGCGUUGAUCACCACCAUCAAUCAUUGAUCGUGUAGGAUAGUACAACUCCAGCCCAUGUCUGUUGAGCUGCUUGCAAUUGAUGAGAUGUUUUGACUUUAUCGAAGAGUGGUAUUUUAAUUUGUGAACAGAAAGUAGAUAAAGAUGGAUUUUGUUGAAUAAGAUCUGAAGCGGCCACUAGAAUAAAGUGUUAGUUUGUGGGCUGAUUUUUUUUCCGAACAGCAAUUCAUCCAAGGUUGAAGCUGAUGAGGUUCGAACUUGGGCAACUUGUUUUUUUUGAAUGCUUAAAUCCCAAACGAUCACUGUUAGGUCACCUCGAUGAUUGUUAUUGGUUUGGUUUCUUUUAUGUUAUCAUGUACUGAUUGAUCAUGAAUGGAAAGUUAUGGAUUUUUUAUUUCUCA